UUUGGGUUUCGAGUCAUUGUUGAUACCUGCAGCUGCCGCAAUUUCUACUUACAAUGUCGAACAACUUCAUAUUUCGGUUGCAAUGGAUACAGCAACUGAGAAAUUUUCUAUACGUUUUCCACCUGGAAUUUUUUCAUCUGAAACUAUAGUUUCUUUAUCACUAAGCCUUGACGUGGGUUGGAAUGUUCCUGAUUUUGUUUGGUUGCCAAAUCUCAAGUAUCUUUUCUUGAGGCGAUUCACGUUGGUAGAUGAAGAUUCUAUUCAGAGGUUUCUUCAAGGUUGCCCUUUGCUUGAACACCUGAUAUUAACAGUGCAACCUUUCAGCUAUGAGAGUGAGAGUCAAGAAAGCAUUGAAGUUGAAGUUCUUCAUAUCUCGAGUCCCUUGUUGAAGGGCCUGGUGCUCUGUUGGAAUGAAAAAGUUGAAUUAGAGUUCACUAUUGUUGUGAAGUCGGAAAAUCUUGAGUCUUUGGUAUGCUUCCUCCAGGGGCAGCAUAAAGUUACCAUAGAUGCCCCAAAUCUGAAGUCCUUGAACGUUGACGGUCAUGUACUUGAAGUACACAUAGUUCAGAGCCUGGUAUCUAUUGAUAAGGCAGUAGUACGAGCUGAAUUUCUGCAUAAUGUGACAAACCUAGGUGACUUAUUUUUACGUGUUCAGCAUGCUUUUGAAUUUAUUAGUGGGUUGCAAAAUGUGAAAUCACUGAAUUUGUCAGAGAACAUUUUAAAGGCUCUCUAUUUUUCUCAACCAGCAUUGCCAACUUUCAGAAACUUGAUCAAGCUGGAGCUUGAACUGUUUAUUGCCCUUCUUUUCCUCGUAGCUGGAUCUUACAGGUGUUAUCAAACUUAUUUGAAAGUUCCCCUAACCUUGAAGUGCUUAUCUUUAGUGAGGUAUUCAAGAACUACUUUGGCGAAGAUGAGCAAUUUGGUUCUGUUUUUCCGCAGGCUUUUCCACUAACUUUCAUUGAGCAUCUUAAGGUAAUAGACAUGAGUAAUUUUAAAGGGAAGAACAUGAAUUCAAGCUGGUGGAAUAUUUUUUGAAGAAUGGAAAAUCUCUGAAGAAGAUCGCUCUUGAAAGAGAGGGUUGGAAGUCCGUACCAGAAUAUUGCAACAGGAUCCUCUCAUUCAAGAAGUGUUCAGAGGAUUGUCAGAUUGUAUUCAGAAAGAAAUGGGAUUAUAUAACGUGCCCGCAAUUACGACAGUUGAUGAAUCUAUCUCCUUAACAGUAUUCUUCGCGGCAAACUGAUAAGCCUAUAAUUCAGUUGCAGACUUAAGAAAUUUUGGCUUCACGGAUAGAACAUCUUGGCGCCAAAUUUUUUGUGUAAUAGGAUUCUGUUCUAAGAUUUAGUAUUAAUGCACCAGGGAAUUGAAUUACAGCUAGCUAGAUAUCCAGCCUUUAUGAAAACCUUCAGUUUAGAAGUUUUCUGAAUUAGCCAAUCACUAUUUUUCUUUUUUAAUUUGAUUUUGAUGAGCCCUGGCUGUACAAAUGUCAGCAAGUUUUCAAGAGAAUGCUAGUUUCUCUUUCAGGUUUUUCUCAGUGAAGAUCUGAUUGAUUGCUCAACAAUUGCUUGAAUAGAUCUGAGUAUGGUUAAAAGUGUGAUUGGGACCUUACA
Coffea arabica (coffee) is the source of this 1607-nucleotide messenger RNA. Lineage: Eukaryota; Viridiplantae; Streptophyta; Magnoliopsida; Gentianales; Rubiaceae. The record is from RefSeq and is a predicted model, not a curated record.